Molecule: messenger RNA, 2055 nt
Organism: Rosa chinensis
Lineage: Eukaryota; Viridiplantae; Streptophyta; Magnoliopsida; Rosales; Rosaceae
Exons: 9
Coding region: 445-1998 (517 amino acids)
Cellular component (GO): plasma membrane; plasmodesma
Source: RefSeq, a predicted model, not a curated record
GUCGCGCCACUCUCAAUCUCUCCCCAUCUCUCUGUCUCUGUCUCUCUGUGUAUCUCUAGCACUCGCUUAAACACAAACAGACGUUUCUUCUUCUAUAAACAACAAAACCCUCUACGCGGCUCUCCUCUGUUCGGUUUAGCUUCUGCACAUUUUGGUCUUCUUCUAGAGUCUCACUUUCUUCAACCCAAAACCCAGAACCCAAAAUGUCAAUCUUUAACUCAAAAAAAACUGCUUCUUUUCCUCUCCCUUUUCCUCUUCAUCGCUCUCCCCUCCGGAAACACUCACAUUUCUCACACAUUUCGAGGCAGAGGUACUCUGUUGAAGGGUUUUGGUUCUGUUCUUGUCCGGAAUGUAAUUCUGAUGAAAAAAAUUGGUGCUUUAUGGUUUGGUUUUGAAUUUUGUUGAUUUGGUUUUGGUGUUGGUGGUGAUGUUGAGAGAGAUGUGAUGACAAUGGAUACAAGAAGGUCUCUUGCGGAUGAGAAUCUGCAGAACUCGUCUCUGGUUCUGGCGAAGGAGAGGACUCGCAGGAAGGACCCUCUUGAUGAUUUUCAUAAGUACACUGAUGGAUGGAAUAUCAGCAAUGAUCAUUACUGGGCUUCUGUUGCUUGGACUGCGGUUCCCUUCUUUCUCAUUGCUGGUCUGUGGUUCGUGAUCUUUGGGCUAAGCUUGACACUUAUUUGUUUCUGUUACUGCUGUUGCCCAAGAGAGCCUUAUGUUUAUUCGAGAACAGCCUAUGUGCUCUCUCUCAUCUUCCUUAUCUUCUUCACUGUCGCGGCAAUUGUUGGAUGCAUUGUUCUGUACACUGGUCAGGCAAAGUUUCACAGCGGUACAACAAAGACACUCGAUUAUGUCAUGAGUCAGGCGGAUACAACUGUUGAAAGCCUCCGGAAUUUGUCAGGUUAUCUUGGUGCAGCUAAGCGGACAGGAGUUGACUCCGUCUUUCUGCCAUCAGAUGUUCAGAGUAACAUUGACACGACUAUAACGAAACUCAACUCUGCUGCCUCUAAACUUUGUAAUACAACUGAAAAGAAUUCAAAUCGUAUAGAUGAUGGAUUGGAUAGCGUAAGACUGGCUCUCAUUGUCCUUGCUGCUGUUAUGCUCUGUAUGGCCUUUCUUGGAUUUUUAUUCUCCAUUCUGGGGAUGCAGGCUUGUGUAUACUUCUUGGUGAUUAUUGGGUGGAUUCUUGUUGCCGGCACAUUCAUUUUGUGUGGUGUAUUUCUUCUCCUCCAUCAUGUGGUUGCAGAUGCAUGUGUUUCCAUGGAUGAAUGGGUCCAGCACCCCACUGCCUGUACUGCUUUAGAUGAUCUACUCCCUUGUGUGGACAAUGCUACUGCUCAAGAGACUUCAUCACUCACCAAGGAUACAACCUACAAACUUGUGAGCAUGGUAGACAAGGUCAUUAACAAUAUCUCAAAUCUUAACAAUCCACCACCCCAACUUGGACCGUUAUAUUUCAAUCAGUCUGGCCCUCUAUUACCUGUUCUUUGCAACCCAUACAACACCGAUCUCACUGAUCGCAAGUGUGCCUCUGGUGAGGUGGGACUGCAGAAUGCCACACAGGUGUGGAAGAGUUAUGUGUGUAAAGUUAAUACGGCAGGCAUCUGUAUAACUCCUGGACGGUUGACUCCCAUCUUCUACGACCAAAUGGAAGCUGCAGUAAAUGUGAGUUAUGGUCUGUAUACUUAUGGUCCAUUCUUGGUUGAUCUGCAAGACUGCACAUUUGUCAGGGACACAGUCACCGACAUAAGUAAUGGGAAUUGUCCUGGCCUUCGAAAACAUAGCAGCUGGAUCUACAUUGGGCUGGUAAUGGUAUCUGCAGCAGUCAUGUUAUCGUUGAUCUUGGAAAUGGACCUGUUAUCAUGCCCGGUAUGCUAUGAACCGCUAAUUCGAAAAGGCCCAACUGGUCUCAACUUGCAAGCAAUAUACAGGUCGGUUUUCGAAUGCAAGAAAUGCCACCAGUCUUAUUCAAGCAAUAUACAGGUCUGUUUUUGUGUGUGAGAGAGAUAAUAAAGCCUCUCUAAGAAAGUUGAACAGCACCACCCAGAGCAAGCAAGC